Messenger RNA from Salvia miltiorrhiza (redroot sage), 992 nucleotides. Its product is annotated as transcription factor DYT1-like. Gene Ontology annotation, molecular function: DNA-binding transcription factor activity; protein dimerization activity; sequence-specific DNA binding. The record is from RefSeq and is a predicted model, not a curated record. The transcript has 4 exons. Gene Ontology annotation, cellular component: nucleus. NCBI's taxonomy places the organism in Eukaryota, Viridiplantae, Streptophyta, Magnoliopsida, Lamiales, Lamiaceae. Gene Ontology annotation, biological process: regulation of DNA-templated transcription. Bases 1 to 837 code for a protein of 278 amino acids.
AUGAGCCUCUCAACGCCCAAAGACACUGACCAUUUGUGUAUGUUGACCAUGGAUGCUAACAAACUUCAACAAGAAGAUUCCCAUUGCCUCUCUUUUCUUUCCUCUAGUGUUAGGACACUUAUAAAUAGGAAUUCCCUUCCAUCAUUUCAAACAAAAAUUUACAUUUGUUUUUGUGACAUUCAUGUCUGUUAUCCAGUAUUAAAACUAGGUAGCAUACUUAAAAAGAGUGAAACGAUGGGGAGCAGCAUGGACGAUAGGAAGCACACUGAUCAAGACGACAACGACAACGACAACGGCGACGACGAUUCAAAGUUCAAAUCCAAGAACCUCAAAGCUGAGAGGAGAAGGCGGAAGAAACUCUCUGAUAGACAACUAGAGCUACGCGCCUUAGUCCCUAUCAUUACAAAUAUGAAUAAAGCCACCAUAAUCACUGAUGCAAUCACUUACAUUGAAGAGCUAAAAAUGUGUGUGGAAGAACUAGGCAACCAACUCCUGCAAAUGGAAGCAACUAGUAUUGAUGAAGAGAAGAUCAAACUGAAAGAGAUGGAUGAUGAACAAGAGAUAAAGAAGCAUGGAAUAAAAGUGGAGGUGGAGGUGGAGGUAAACCAUAUUUGUGGGACUAAGCUAUGGAUAAGGAUUGUGUUCCAGAAGAAGAAAGGCGCGCUUACUAAACUCAUGGAAGCCAUUGGCAAGCUCGGGAUUGAUCUCAAUGAUACCACCAUUACUACUUCCAGAGGAGCAGUUCUUUUCACCUCAUUUGGUGAGGGAAUUCGUGGUGGACUGCCGGAAGCUGACCAGAUGAAGAAGUACCUGUUGGAGAUCAUAAGGAGCAUCUAGAGAUAUUAUGGCGAUUAAUUCACAUUAAUCCCGUCCAAUAAUGAAUUUUUGAGGUUGAGGUGAACAACUAUAUUAUAGCAAUUUGAUACAUUAAUAUUGAACACUAAUUCUGGACAUUGUAUUCUUCAAGAUUUUCAAGCGAACAAAAUCUUCUU